Molecule: messenger RNA, 1608 nt
Organism: Nannizzia gypsea CBS 118893
Lineage: Eukaryota; Fungi; Ascomycota; Eurotiomycetes; Onygenales; Arthrodermataceae
Product: nuclear GTP-binding protein NUG1
Exons: 3
Coding region: 1-1608 (535 amino acids)
Cellular component (GO): nucleolus
Molecular function (GO): GTP binding
Source: RefSeq, a predicted model, not a curated record
AUGGUAAAGCUAGGGAAAUCGUCAAAGCGGACGCCAGUUCGGCUACGGCAUAAGAUUGAAAAAGCCAGUGCUGCAAAGCAAAGAAAAGAUCGAAAGCUCGCCAAAAAGAAUCCUCAAUGGCGCUCAAAGCUCAAGAAAGAUCCCGGCAUUCCAAAUCUAUUCCCCUAUAAAGACAAACUCCUGCAGGAGAUUGAAGAGAAGAGAAGGCUAAAGGCUGAAGAAGCACAGAAACUGCGCGAGGAGGCGAAGCUACGGCGUCAGGCGCAAAAUGCAGAAGAAGCUGGAGAUAUUGAUAUAGCAGAAAAUGCUGAUCUUAUCGACGAUGAGGACGACGAACUGGUAGAUGGUGACGACGAUGAUAUGGAGAUUGAGGGAGAGGAGCCCAACCCAAUGGCUGCACUUUUAGCCUCUGCAAAGGCUCGCGCAGCUGAAUAUGAAGAUCAGCACGGGGACGAGGACAUGGGGGAUGAUGAUGAGGAUGGUGGGGUGACAUUUGAAGACAUGGCUGUGCCAACGACAAAAGAAAGCUCACGGCGGGCAUUCGAUAAAGCCUUUAAGGAGGUUAUUGAUAGGGCGGAUGUGAUACUUUACGUUCUUGAUGCUCGAGACCCUGAAGGAACUCGGUCGAAGGAGGUGGAGCGAGAUAUCAUGGCUGCAGACCACGGAUCGAAGCGUCUCAUUCUUAUCCUGAACAAGAUUGAUCUCGUGCCUCCACCAGUGCUGAAGGGAUGGCUGGUAUAUUUACGGCGAUAUUUCCCCACGCUGCCCCUUCGAGCGUCCUCUGGAGCGCCUAAUGCACACACUUUUGACCACAAGCAGUUAACGGUCAAGGGAACCUCAGAGACUCUCUUCAAGGCCCUGAAGGCAUAUGCACAUGACAAGCAGCUAAAACGGGCCGUAUCAGUCGGUGUGAUCGGAUACCCUAACGUGGGCAAGUCUUCAGUGAUCAACUCAUUGACAAGCCGUGUCACCAGGGGCAAUGCCAACGUAUGCCCUGUCGGCGCAGAGGCUGGAGUUACUACAAGCCUCCGCGAAGUCAAACUGGACAGCAAACUAAAGGUCAUCGACUCGCCUGGAAUUGUCUUCCCCAAUUCCGACAAGUCCAAGUCGUCUGAGUCUCGAAAAAUAAAAGAACAGGCUCGCCUCAUUCUUCUCAACGCUAUACCCCCCAAACAGAUCUCCGACCCUGUGCCAGCUGUUACACUCUUGCUCAAGAGACUCUCUGCGUCUGAAGCCUUGUUUUCGAAGAUGCUAGACUUCUACGGCAUCCCUCCCCUGUUCCCAACUAACGGUGACAGGACAACCGACUUUCUUAUCCAGGUUGCGCGCAGAAGAGGCAGGUUGGGCCGAGGCGGUGCGCCCAAUAUCAGCAGUGCAGCCACGACAGUCAUCACUGACUGGAGAGAUGGCCGCAUCCAGGGCUGGCUUGAAGCCCCUGCCUUACCCGUCUCUGCUGGCGUAGAAGAGGGUGCUGCUGCAGGAGAGGCCGGCGCGCCAACUGCUGAUACGAAGCAGAUAGUGACCGAGUGGGCGAAGGAGUUCAAGCUUGAGGGCCUAUGGGGAGACGAUGCAGCUCAAGAGGAUAACGACGAGCAGAUGAAGGAGUAG